AUGCAUCACAUCAAUCCAUCUUUUAUUCCCCCCCUUCUUCUCCGGCAGCUCCUAAUAGUCCUGUUGUUACCAUGCCACCGGAUAAUAUUCACACGCGCCGCUGUGGAUAAGUGGGACCUACUCCAAUCCAACAUUGGCAUAUCUGCCAUGCACAUGCAACUCCUCAACAACGACAAAGUAAUCAUUUUCGAUCGGACAGAUUUUGGGGCAUCAAACAUUUCAUUGCCCAAUGGAAAGUGCAGGAACGACCAAAACGACACCGCUUUGAAACAUGACUGCACUGCUCAUUCUGUCGAAUACGACGUGGCUUUAAACUCAAUCCGCCCCCUGAUGGUCCUCACCGACGUCUGGUGCUCCUCAGCCGCCGUCAUGCCGGACGGAGUUUUGGUACAAACCGGUGGCUUCAACGACGGCGACCAUGUCGUUAGAAUAUUUAGACCCUGUAAUGAUGGUUCUUGUGAUUGGCAGGAAAUAAAAAACGGCCUCGCGCAGAGAAGAUGGUACGCCACCAAUCAUAUUCUGCCAGACGGCCGGCAAAUUAUAAUCGGCGGCCGGCGACAGUUCAAUUAUGAAUUUUACCCUAAAAAAUCAUUGGCCGAGAAAGCAUAUAAUUUGCCGUUCCUGGUGCAGACAAAUGAUCCAAAAAUUGAAAACAAUUUGUAUCCGUUUGUGUUUCUGAAUGUGGAUGGAAAUUUGUUUAUUUUCGCGAAUAAUCGAGCUAUAUUGUUCGACUACACGAAGGGAGUAGUGGUGAGAACUUAUCCCGCCGUGCCCGGCGGCGAUCCUCGGAGUUACCCUAGUACAGGUUCUGCAGUUUUACUUCCAUUGAAGAACUUACAAGGAGAAGCUAUUGGUGCUGACGUGUUGGUGUGUGGUGGUGCACCAAAGGGAGCAUACAUUAAUGCCGUAAAUGGUAAUUUUGUUGGGGCCCUCAAUACAUGCGGAAGAAUUAGUAUAACUAACUCUAAUCCUAUCUGGGUAAUGGAGACGAUGCCUCUAGCUAGGGUAAUGGGUGACAUGGUAUUACUUCCGAAUGGCAAUGUCUUGAUCAUCAAUGGAGCAUCUAAGGGUACGGCAGGUUGGGAACUGGGUCGAGAUCAAGUCUUAUCACCUGUUAUUUAUCAACCUGAGAAAAAAAUUGGGUCUAGAUUUGAGGUUCAAAACCCAAGCUCCAUACCUAGGAUGUAUCACUCCACCGCGAUUUUACUUCGUGAUGGUCGGGUGCUUGUUGGUGGUAGCAAUCCCCAUAUUUAUUACAAUUUUACUGGAGUAUCUUUUCCAACAGAUUUAACAUUGGAAGCAUUUUCGCCAGCAUAUUUGGAUCCAAACUCUGCGAAUAUGCGCCCACGAAUAGUUUCACCAGUUUCACAUACCACAAUUGGGUAUAGACAACUACUAGUUGUUCAAUUUACUCUUUCGGGCGUGCUAAAUAAAGAUUUGGUCACAGUAACUAUGGUCGCACCCUCAUUUACUACACAUUCAUUUGCAAUGAAUCAACGGCUACUUGUGCUCUCUGGGAAUGUGACGAUUGUGGGAACAUCCUCGUACCAAGUUCAGGUUUUGACACCAAGUUUGGUCAAUCUUGCACCACGCGGAUACUAUCUUUUAUUCGUGGUCCAUCGAGAUAUUCCGAGUGAAGGCAUUUGGGUCCAAAUCAAGUAA
This is a messenger RNA of Fraxinus pennsylvanica, 1662 nucleotides long. The record is from the annotation of a GenBank genome assembly. Lineage: Eukaryota; Viridiplantae; Streptophyta; Magnoliopsida; Lamiales; Oleaceae.